Molecule: messenger RNA, 5044 nt
Organism: Ahaetulla prasina
Lineage: Eukaryota; Metazoa; Chordata; Lepidosauria; Squamata; Colubridae
Gene: BCORL1
Product: BCL6 corepressor like 1
Exons: 14
Coding region: 182-4567 (1461 amino acids)
Biological process (GO): negative regulation of transcription by RNA polymerase II
Cellular component (GO): nucleus
Molecular function (GO): transcription corepressor activity; protein binding
Source: RefSeq, a predicted model, not a curated record
GUGGCUUCGGCGGCUUCCCUCCCCCCCCACCCCCGCGUCUCCCCCGAGAGGACGAUCGUCCGGCCGAGCUGGGGCGCCUCCCUCCGGCUUGCAUCCCCGCGAGGAGCCGAGGAAAGCGACGGAAGGAGGCGGAGCCCCCCCGACUGAAGCGGACGUGCGCGCUCGGUGCGGAGCGGCUGUCAUGAUCUCUGCGGCACCUCUCUACAGCGGGGUGCAUAACUGGACGGGCGCUGAACGGCUUCACACGUGCAGCCUCGACGAAGAAAGGAGAGUUCCACUUUCUGAUGAAGAAUCUAACACCAGCAGUUCCCAGCACCUGGCUUCGCCGGAGUUCUGCAACAGUUUUUCCAAGGUGGAGAUCACAGCGGUUUCGGGAAGUGGUGGGGGCGCCGAAGGGUUUGAACCGGAGGGCACCGUGGAGAAAGAAGCCGACCCCCAACUCCGGGAGCAGGCCCACGAGCCAGACUGUGCCCAGAAGGCCUUGAAGGACAGCGAUGCCAAGGCUGGCAAGCUUCAAGAGCCUGAAACGCCCCAGCUGGACAGUAGCAGCAGCAGCAGCCGCAGCCUGGACUGCCCGUUACCCUCUGCUGCAGAGAAGACGGCGGAGGUGAUCCCGUUCUGCCCCAAGGCUCUGGAGAGUGGCGAGCAGAUGGGAAAAGAGAAGGCUCUCCCAGCGCCCGCUGCCUCCGUCAACCCCAUCGCAGCGACCAGCAACAGCAGCUGCAAUACGGUGGCCCCGGGUCCCGCCACCUACACCCUGAAGAGCGUCUGUUUUUCGACAUCUCAGGCCCCCCCUAUGCAAAAAAUGUCCCUCUCGCUGCCCCCCGGAGCCACCGUCCUCACCCCCAGCCAGCCGCUGGUUUACCUCCCUCCUCUUUCCAACACGCUGGGUGUCUCGCCCGCCCUUGCCCUCCCGGUUUUAUCGUCCUUCCCACAAGACCCUUGCCUGCCCGGUCUUCACCCAUACCCGUAUGCUUUCUCUGUGGGCAGACCCUUGGCUCCCGACCCCAAAGCAGCCUGCGUCGAGGCCGCUCAGUUAAGCUGCCCGCCAGCUUCCGGAGACAAGGGUAGCGCCCCCGUGACGCCAGGCUGCGGCCCUCCUGCCAACGGCCCAGAACUGGUCUCCAGCACCCCUGCCUUGGCAGCCUCGUGCGCCAGCGCUGUCCCCCUCUCAGGUCCUGCCGCCGUGCUGCCCCGAGUCCCCGAGCGGCUGGCUGCGGGGGUCCUGGCGUCCAUCUCCCCGCUGAAGUCCCCCCCGCAGCUGGAACGCGAGAUGGUCUCCUCUCCGGAAUGCAGCGAGAUGCCUCUGGAUCUGUCCUCCAAGUCCAACCGCCAGAAGCUGCCUCCACCGAGCCAGCGCAAGACGCCCCCGAUGCCCGUGCUGACUCCGGUGCACCCCAGUGGCAAAGCUCUGCUGACGCCGGUUUUCUCCAAGGCCCAGCGAGUGGCCCAGGCCACCGCCUCGCCCUUUGUCAUCUUCCCGGAGCUCCUGCGCAACGGAGAGCAAAGCACGUGGGUGAAAAACCCCACGGCUUUCAUUGGCACCAUCCCGGGCACUUACAUGGGGGUGGCCAACCCCGUGCCAGCCUCGGUCUUGUUGAGCAAGGAUGCCGGGGCCGACCUAAGCAGCAGGGACUCCCGGCAUCUUCCAAAGCAGGAGCCCAUCUGUAUUAUCGAUCAGGGAGAACCCCGGAGUGCCGUGUUGCCUUCUGGGAAAAAAAAUGGGUCGGAGGGACAAGCGGACCUCACCAGGCGCACCCCGGCUCCUCCGUUACGCCCUUCCAAGGAGCUGUCCCUCUGGAAUCCCAGCCAAGCAAACCUUUACUCUCGGUGUUCGCUCAACGGGAAGCCCGCCAGCCCGCAACUCCUGCCCAUCGGGUGGUCCCAUUACCAUCCAGGCACCUUGCUUUCCAUCGGCAUCUCGGCGACGGCACAGCUGCCCCCCAAUCCGGUCGGGCCCCCUAAGACCCCUGGUCCCAGCGAACCGGCUGUGUUCCCUGCUGGGCAGCUGGCAGAAGCUACCCCGGUGGUCCAGAAGGCCCCUGAAGCUCCCUCCCAGGGCAAAGGAUGUAAGGCGGCCCUGCCCAGCGCCGAGAGCCCUUUGUGCGUCUCGCCAGCUCUCCAGACCGGCCCGCCUGAGGCAAAGGGCUCGAGGGGUCUCGACCGACGAGAGACGGACUCGGCCGCCGAGAACGCCCUUCUGCCCCCACCCGAAACUCCCCCGGAGGGUUGUGCCCACAAGCACUCCAGGGACCCCAAAGCUAAGAGUCCCUUCUUGACUGCCCAUCCGCCCCAUGGCCUGCCCUUAGCCAGCCAGGCGACCAUCCGGGUCACGGCGGAGUCGGCCUCUCCUGCCGAGAAACAGUGCCGGGAGCGGCAAGGGGACGCUUCCCGUAACCCCCCGAACGUCGAGGUCCCUCCCUGCCCUGUGCACCAGGUGGACCUCAGCCGGAUCAAGAAGGAGCGGGUAGAGCCCGAGCCCCCCUUUGCCUCGGCCACCUGCCUGCAUGUGGGGGCCACCUUGAGGGACCCUCCGAAAGCCAAGCUGAAGGGGAUGGCCCACAUCAAAGUCGAGGGGGGCUUCCCCUGCAAAUCCAAGCGGCACCACGAGGGGCCAGACCGGCCAGCCCACAAGAAGCUGAAGUUGCGUGGGGGAGAAGAUUUGGGGGCUCCCUGCAAGACGAGCAGCCAGAAUCAGCACAGCCGGAAGUGGCGGAAGCAUCACAGCAACCUCCAUGAGAUCACGGACGAUGGCCGGCUGGGCUGCGUGAAAGAGCGAGGGAACCUCCGUGCCAAGCGCAAGCGCCGGAAGUUGUCCCCUGGCCACCGGGGCCAGAGCUGCGAGGAAGCUUACGUGGAGAAGAAAGCCAAGAACAAUUUUAGAGACUUCAUCCCCAUCGUGCUCAGUAGCCGGACACGCAGCCAGUCAGGGACCACAGGGAGCUCAUCUAGCAUGUUAGGAGAUUGUGACGGAGCCGGGCAAGAGAUGGUGCCGCUGUUGGAGGAGGCGAACGACGAAGCCGAAGAGCUCUCCCCGAAGCAUCACCGGCUACGGAAAUCCCACCGCCUCUCACCUCACUCCAACUGCAAGGAGCGCGCUCGGUCGGAAAGAGGCCUCUUUCACCCCAGUAAGAAUCAGGGGCUGCUCUGGCCAGGCGAGGCCAGCAGGCAGCUCUGGAGCCGCAAAGAAGCCGAAGAGGAGAGCAGCCACGUCAAGAGGAAGAAACGGAGGCGGCAGAAAAGCUGGAAGUACCAAAGUGGAGAAUAUCUGAUCGAAAGGGACAAAGGAGAACACUUGAGCUGUUGUCGCCAUAAGCGGCGGAAAUCCAAAGCAGAUUUCCGGUACAGAAAGCACAAAAGCUCAGCUCUGGGCAAAGGUUCGGAGCUCUGCCUGAGGAGCAGGCUCUCCCCAUCCCUCCAAGGUCACCUGGACUUCCAGAAUGGGUUCCUCCUGGAUCACUCGGAUGUGGCUCCAAUCCAAGAAGGGCUGGAGAAACCUUCCGGGAAACGCAAAUGCAAAACCAAACACCUGUCGGGCCUCUGCGAAGAGGGGAAGGCCAAGUCCCGCUCUCCAAAGAAGUCCCGGGAACCCAGCCCGUUUGGCAAAGUUCGGCAGCCCAGCAUGGAGAGGACCCCCGAGACUCCCGCAAGUCCACCCGUGCCCCCCGAAGCUCGACGUCUGAUCGUGAACAAGAAUGCCGGGGAAACGUUGCUGCAGAGAGCAGCCCGGCUUGGGUAUAAGGACGUGGUGAUGUACUGCCUGCAGAAGCCGAACAACGACGUCAACCACCGAGACAACGCCGGGUAUACCGCUCUGCACGAGGCCUGCGCUCGGGGCUGGGUAGACAUCCUGCAGACGUUGCUGGAACACGGAGCCAACGUGAACUGCAGCGCACAAGAUGGCACUAGGCCCGUACACGAUGCGGUUGCAAAUGACAACCUGAAGAUUUUGUGGCUGCUCCUCUCCUACGGUGCUGACCCGACCCUGGCCACCUAUUCGGGGCAGACGGCCUUGAAGCUGGCCAACAGCGAUGUGAUGAAGAGUUUCCUGACUGAUCACCUCUUGGACCUGCAGGGACGACCUGAUGAGGAUCCCCAAACUGCCUGGGAUUUUUAUAGCAGCUCGGUACUAGAGGCGAAAGAGGAGGUAAGCUGCGACCUUCUGCUCGACCCCCCUGGGAGCUCUGAUCAGGAGGAGGAGCGGGACUCGGACCACUUAAUGUUUGAGUUCUCGGAGAAGCCGCUGCUUCCUUGCUACAACCUGCAAGUUUCCGUCUCCCGAGGGCCCUGCAACUGGUUUCUCUUCUCGGACGUCCUCAAGCGCCUGAAACUCUCGUCUCGCAUCUUUCAAGCUCGCUUCCCGCACUUUGAGGUGACGACUCUGCCCAGAGCGGAGUUCCAGCACCAGAUCUCGCUCAGCCAGGUCUUGGCUCCGGAAGAAAUCCAGGAAUACGUGUGUCCCCCGGCAAUCCUGGGCGCCGUAGAGACGGUAGAGCUGGUCCGUUACCAGCCAGAGCUGGUCCGGUUGCUGGGCUCCGAAGUGGCGUUCGAAGCCUGGAGUAGCUGACGGGGGACACACACACCCUCCUCUCUGACAGGCCAGCCGGAGAAGCCCCCCACCACCACCAUCUCCCACCACCCGUCGGACUGCACCCACCGGAGGCAAUAAUGGACCAAUGAGGCGGCCUUCUCGAGGCCAAAGGGGAUGGGACGCUACCCACAGCCCUUCAAUUGACUGGCGGCAGCUGGUCGCUUCUCCUCCCAUAUGAAGGGGGUGGGAGAGGUGGGGGGGAGGAGAAGGCCAGAAGCUGCCUCUUCCCUCUCGCCCUCUUCUCUCCCUCCCCCUCCCCCGGACUCGAAGUGUGCUGCCCCUCCCCUCCUUCUUGCAGGCCUUGGUGGGUUUUGGAGCGGAACGCAUCUCCCCUUUUCCCCCCCCUCCUCACUUUGAAACCCUGCCCCAAGUUCUUCCAGGGUAUUUAUUUAAUUAGUAUUUAAUUUGUGGUGUUCCUUUUUGAGUGGGGCAAGGGGGGGGGAGGGAGGGAGG